Saccharomycopsis crataegensis is the source of this 1047-nucleotide messenger RNA. It is a transcript of the gene PCP1, whose product is annotated as rhomboid protease PCP1. NCBI's taxonomy places the organism in Eukaryota, Fungi, Ascomycota, Saccharomycetes, Ascoideales, Saccharomycopsidaceae. The record is from RefSeq and is a predicted model, not a curated record. Bases 1 to 1047 code for a protein of 348 amino acids. Gene Ontology annotation, cellular component: membrane. The transcript has a single exon. Gene Ontology annotation, molecular function: serine-type endopeptidase activity.
AUGUUUUGUUCUCCAAGGUCUUUGGCUACUGGCCUUUUAAAAACCAACAGGCCCAUUUUUUCUCUGAAAAAAACAUCAAUUGCAUCAUUCAGAAAUCUCUCGUCAACUCCGUUAUUUCCCCAUCAAAUCACACAAAAGAAUGUUAGAACAUCCAAUAUAAUAUUUAAACCGUUGAUCCCGGUUAGACAUUUCUCUAACUCUAGGGAAUCGUUUAUCAAAUUUUGGAGGCAUCAAAAUCGACCAUCUGCUGGUGUGUUUCGUCCUUCUGGGAAAUGUGAUACAUCGGCUGGGAGAGGUAGUUUUUCGUCAAAGAGAUCACUUGGUCUGUUCAGUAACAUUGCGGCAUCUAACCUUUUGACUGCUUCAUUAUUUACUGUUGGAUCUUGCGGAUUGCUUUACUUUGUUUCCCCGUUCUUGUUCAACAAAACCCCUCUCAAAUACUUCAAGAAGCGUCCGGACCAUUUAGUGUACUUGAUCAUUGGAUUGAACAUUGGUGUUUUCUUGCUUUGGAAGGCCCCAAUGGUACAAGCCCACUUGUAUGAUUUUUUUGUCAUGAGAUCUGCCGGAAUGGCUGAUUUCAGUAUUUGGCAAAUGAUUGGCGCGACGUUCAGUCAUAAAGAUUUUACACACAUCCUUUGUAAUAUGAUUGCAAUCCAAUCAUUUGGCACGGCGUUGUGUCUGUUCAUUGGUCCUGCCAAUUUCUUUUCGUUAUACUUGUGUUCUGGAAUUGUUGGCUCGUGGUUCUCUAUGGCUUUACCUGCCUUACUCAACAUUCCAGCCUACGCUUAUAGUUUGGGUGCCUCCGGUGCAGCAUUUGGUGUUUUGGGGUGUUUCAGUUGGUUUUUCCCAACUGCUGGCAUUUCGCUCUUUUUCAUUUCUAUCCCUGGAGGUGCUUGGGUUGCAUUUGUGGGAUCGAUUCUUAUCAAUGGUGCGGGUGUAAUUGGCCGUUGGGGAGGGAUUGACUACGCUGCUCAUUUGGGUGGAUCUGUAGUUGGUUUAUUUUUUGGUUCCACUUUGGCAAAGAAAUUGAAAAAAUACCGUUGGUAG